AAAGGCUCCAAAACGAUCAGCUUUCAAGUGCUUCUUAGUGUUGACACCAGUAUUUAAAAACAAAAAGAAGCUACCAGCUGUUUUUAGUAUUCUCAAAAAUGCUAACUCUACUGCUCCUUUUCAUACAGUUUAACUAUUCUGCCGAGCAAAAUCUUGCAGAAUGCGUUCCCCGGUGUGAAAUGAUAAAAAUGACAGAAAGUGUGGUCCCUACUCAAUAUAACCGUUGCAUUUGUGACCUCGUUGUUGAGAACGGGGAGCUGGACGUUCUAAGCAGUCAGGACUUGAAAUGUACCCCAAAUUAUAGAUCUCUCAAAUUUCGAGACAAGGAAACAGGCGCUGUAGUUCUCCACAAAGCAGUCGUUGGAAUUUGCAAUGGGCUCCAUUCUCGAGAACAUGUGAAUCAGUCGGAGUUUGACAAGCAGGAGCAAGAAUUUAGAGUCAACAGAAACUUCCGUGUUGCCGCUGAUGCUUCAUCAACUGGGCCAAGCUACACCCAGAAGCACUCCUGGAUAGACGGUUUCCGGAGCAAUAUCAUGCAGCUUUACAAGAAACCAGACGGUCAUUUACGAUUUGGUUGAUACAUCAAAUUUAUUGAUUUAAUUUACUUAUUGCAAUAUGUUAUUGUGAGAACAAAAGUGAAUGAAGUUGACAAUUAAACUGUU
Molecule: messenger RNA, 662 nt
Organism: Caenorhabditis elegans
Lineage: Eukaryota; Metazoa; Nematoda; Chromadorea; Rhabditida; Rhabditidae
Gene: nssp-74
Product: DUF19 domain-containing protein
Exons: 5
Coding region: 99-578 (159 amino acids)
Source: RefSeq, marked reviewed